UUCAACUAAUAAUGUUAUAUUUUAUACAUACAUGCAUGUGCCUCAAAACUCAAGACAGGUCGCCAAAACCACAGAAUGUAACUCACAAGUCCUGCCUCACACCAAUGAAAACUUUCAUCAGCGUUCAUGAGAUUUGACUCUCUAGAGCUCUAGUCAUUCUUGCAUGGCAUCCAACUACAUGGGCAAUACUGUGAGCGUGAAUGAACACAUUUGAUUUGUGAAAGUACAAAUAUGUUGUUAAACAUCUAAAUGUACCUGUUUUAGACCAAUACUGAUUUGUGAAAACUUUACAAAUCCCAAAUGUGAACAUUUUCACAAAUAACCUUUUAUGAUUUUUGAGAGUCCAAGUGUGGUGUGGUGCUCCUUUGUGCAUGAUGACCUUCCAGCUGUCCAAGUAUUUGAAUGACCUUUAAAUGAACUAAACCUGACUUGUGAAAGCCUGUGUUUCUGAACUAAACCUGACUUGUGAAAGCCUACGGUGUUUCUGGCUUCGGGCUGUUUCUGGCCGCAUGACAUACCAAUGAAAAGCACAAGCAACAGAAAGGUCAACCUGAAGUUCAUGUUGUCACCUUAUACUUAUAUUUGCCUAUUUCCUGCAUUCCACCCAUAAGCUGCCAAUCCGGUUCGAAGGGCGACAUCUUAUAAAUCCAGCGGCUCCGAGUGAGGUCUCAGCAUACGAGACCUGAAGCGCCGCCACCAUGAAGCUGCUGCUCUGUACUCUGAUCCUGGGGCUGCUGUGCUGCACAACAGUGCACACGCUGAGAUGCUACACCUGUGUGGAUGACAACUGUAAGACGGAGAGUGAUUGUCCAGCCGACAGCAACUUCUGCAAAACUGUUUCCACCGCGCAAGAGUUCAGCAGAACAUGUGAGGAGUUCUGCGUGCCAGGAAUCAACACAUAUUGCUGCAUGAGCGACCUGUGUGGUUGAGCAGCCCUGGGCCCUCCUGCAGCAGUACACGUACACAGACACUAACACACACACACACACACAGACAC
Molecule: messenger RNA, 997 nt
Organism: Clupea harengus (Atlantic herring)
Lineage: Eukaryota; Metazoa; Chordata; Actinopteri; Clupeiformes; Clupeidae
Source: RefSeq, a predicted model, not a curated record